UAUAGAGCCCAUUCUAUUUUUGUUAUUUGAUUUGAAAAUUAUUAAGAAUUCUUACACUCAACGUGACGGUAGGUUAGUAGUACGAACUGGAAGAAUAAUAAGAAUCGAGUCCUCAUAGUGGUUAGUUAAGAGAGGAGCCUGUCAGCGAUGAACCACACCAUCUCUCUCUUUAGGGGCAAGUUCAUUUCAUAGCACUUUCUAAAAUAUGGCAAGAACGAAAGAAGCAGCAACAUCGUCUGUACGACAGCGAUGUCGUUGGAGUGCCACUUCAUUGACAAGCAAAAAUCUAAUAGGGAAAAAAUUUCAAUACAUAACGACCAACGGCGAACGGAAAAAUUAUAUGAUUCGGUCCUACAACCCGAAGACUGGAAGGCACAGUGUCCAGAGGAUCAACUGGCGACAAGAUGGAGGGCAUCACAAACCGAAGGAAAUCAUCCUGGAAACCCUGAUGCCCAACAUCAGCUGGCUCAAUGACGAUAGCCAAAGAUGGAAAGAAAUAAAACUUGCUAUUGCACGUGAUUUUCACAUGAAAAGGAACAGGAAUGACAAGAAACCAUUGGAAAUCCCGACCGACAUCGUGCUUCCAAAAGAAACUAGGCAACUUGGCGAACGAGUGAGACGAAAAAAAUUGUAUGAACCAGUGAAAAGGACUGAGGUUUUCUCAGAGAGGGCCAGUUCUAAACAAGAAGAAGGAAUUCGACAGCAGGAAGGAGACCUGCCGAUAGAUUCAAAAACAUUCGCUGGAAAGGAAAUAUCGAAUUAUUCAAAACAAGAUUGUUUGGAUAAGAUAAUUCAGACGAAACAACAAUACCAGAAGACAGAACUAAGAUCACCAGUCAGUGGGGCAGUUUCAGAACAGAUGCAUACAAACGAAGACAAAAAGCAGCAAUCUUUGAAACGAAAACGAGACCAACCGAUACACACUAAAGCAUCGUUCGAAAUUGCGAGUCAGACUAUUUCAGAACAGCAUCAUUUCGAGAUAGAAGAAGAGCUCCAACAGCGAAAUUUAAAGCGGCCGCGAUCAUUGAACUUCAAAGCAACAAUAGGAACUAAAAGCGACACCCUCUCGCAAUCUGCGAAUUCGCCCAGAUCGAACGAUUUGCGAUCAUCAUUCUCGAAAGUCUCAAAUCAGAACAAAUAUAGUAUAGAUGGUUCAGAUUCAUUACAAUCGACUGUCAAAAUCUCUUGCCAGAAUACCGGUAGGGUCUCUCCAGAGGGUACCACGACCGAGAAAAUGCGAAUAGAACAAAAACAAAGGAGCUACAUUGAAUGCCACCGUAUCAAUAGCGAUAACAAAUAUGGAACAACGAACAACGAAGAUGAAAUGAUUCGUAUUUUAAAAGAAUCUUCUGUGCGUACUACUUCUUUGGAGAUAUCUGUCAAUACGAUUGGCUCAUCAAACGAAUCGGGACCAUCCACACGAACAUUCCGAAAGCUGCAUAAAAAAUGGGGCUAUUCUGGGGUCACGUUGAGGGUUGCUCCCAGCGACCCAUCGAAUCCUUGGGAGGCACGAUGUGGAAGGCCCCAAGUAGUCUCAGGGCUCGGAAGUGCCGUCAUAGGUCGAUUCAAAAGCCGGGAAGAGGCCGCAAGGGCUGUCGAUGCGGCAUUGCGACAGUACGGUGGAGUUAAAGAUCUGCAAUUUUUGAAUUUCCCCACACCAGAAGAGCUUCGUUUAAUGAAAUCAAAUACACCCAAUCAUUGCGAAGGCGCACGCCAGAGCAUAGAAACCCUUCGGCAAAAUCUGGUCAAAUACGAAAAAGUCGGUAAGAUGCGCUAUUGUAAAUCUGAAACAGAAAGAGAUGUAACAAAGGGCCGUGAUGAGAUACUACGAACAGAUGUUGGAACGGACGGUAUUGUCCAAUUGAACGACAUUGCGAAAGGAAAGACACAGAACAAAAAUCGCAAGCACAACAAGAUAUUGACUUCAGUUGAAACCACCAGCAUCGCAGGAGUUGACUCAUCUCGCAAAAAGACCCAAAGAGAGAAUUCAAAACAAAAAGAAAACAAGAUAUUGAAUUCCCCCUUAAUUACAAGCGUUGGUACAGUAGUGACUGGCUUAUCUCGAAAGCAGAAUCGAAUUGAGAAUAUAAAACCAACAGAAAAGAUCGUGUCAUCUACAAAAGAAAAGAAAAACAAGACAGUAUCUUCGGCUGGAACAGCCAUUAUUGGUACUCCAAGAAAAGGCUCUCCUCUCUCAACACAAAACGACAAGCAAGUUACUUCUGCUGCAACCUCCAAUAUUGGUUCUAUAGCGGGCCCGUCUCGAGAGCACGCGCAAAAAGGGAAUGCAGUACAAAUUGAAAAGAAGCCGCAUUCUAUCUCUGGAACCGCCAUUGUCGGUGCUACAGAGGACGACUCUUCGCAGGAACAGAACCAAAUUGGCAAUUCAAGACAGAAGGAUACGCGAUCAAUGUCCGCUACAAAUGCCAGUAUUGAGGAGGGUUCGGCUCGAAAGCAGACCCAAAACAAGGCUUCGAGACCGGAGAACAAGCCAUUGCCUUCAACUCGUAGUACUAGUAGCGCUGUUUCUCAGGCAGACUCAUAUCGAAAAUCCACGACGGCGAAACCAGGAAAGUCUAUUUCCACUGUAACGGCCGGGGAUCGAAUCGCUUUUGAGUUUUCAAACGGUGUGUAUUUUGGUGAGAUCAAAGAAUGUGACACAAAUCACGGUUGUAGGUCGAAAUGGAGAUGGCAAGUUCUCUUUGAUGAUGGCGAGGUGUACGAAUUUGAUGUCAACGACAUGCGUAAAAGCAUUGCUUUGCACAAGAGGAUCUUGGAGAAAGAAGUAAAUAAUUGGAAAUACAACGUGGGGAAUCUUUGCGUGGGAGAUCGAAUUGCGUAUAUGUUUGGGAAUGGCGUGCACUUUGGAGCCAUCAAGGCAUGCAAGGCAAGCGAUAAACCUGAGAAAAAGCGUGCAUGGACCGUACUGUUUGAUGAUGGCGAUGUCGAAGAGUUUGAUUACAAAAAAAUGAAGAAGAGCAUGGCCGUGUGCAACGAAAUUCGAGCGACGGAGCAAACGUUUACGAACGAAAGUAACAAAGAUCUUAAUCAAAACAGUCAUUGCAGGGAUUCGCAUGGCGAAGAAAAAAACACCGUCAACGAUUCGAAACGAGAGGAAAAACUGAAGAAACUCAAGAAAGAUUUCAUGGCUCAAAAAGAAAAGAUAGAGAGACAACUUCCAGAGCGCGUUAAGAAGCGUUUCUUCAAGGUUGGAUUUGCCCAAUGGGAGCAGAGAUACCUUCCAGUCCUAUUUCUUGGGCCUUACGACAUUUCUCCAGGGGCGAUUCGCAAGCAAUGGUUGCGAACUUUCAACAAUCGGGCUAUCGAAGAUGACAUCCCCCAAAUCGUCUUCUGGUUCGGGAGCGAUGUAGACGAUGGCUUCUCAAUUCUGCCCGAAGCGUACUGUCUGUCAUUCAAAGCAGCGAAAACUAAGGGAUUAGUCGCAAUGAAGGGUGGCAAUGGUUCGCUUGCCAGAGACUACAACAAAAGUCUCGCAAAUCUCUUUGCGGCCCUCAAGAAACCGAUUGGUCCGGGUAGAUUACCGUUUAAGAAACUCAAGGAAAAACACGAACGUUAAGCGAGAGGAGUUUGCUUCAAGCUCAUCGUGACACAAAACAGUGGGAUCUGAACCGCUUUUUCUAAACAAUCUGUGUUCGCCAUCAUUAGAGCUCACCUUCGGGCUGUUCGAACGGUAGUAGUCUUUUCCGUAAAUUGCAGCAGGUAAUCAAAGGUGAUUUUUUUCUUCGUAGAUCCAGAAAUCCUAUGAUAUUACAAGCGUGCAUAACGAGCUUGUCGUUUUUUGUGUCUACCAACUACCUGGGUGACAUAAAAGUGGUACUACAAUUGGUGGGUAGCAGACACUUAGUACACCGACAGUGUACUACUUGUGUUUGGGCCCAAUGGAAAUUUGGAUUUGCACCUUCAGCUAACUGCCCCAGGACCUGCCGUGAUAGCACCAUGAUUGAUUCUUCUUUUUUACUGGAGCUGCCUUUGAACUUUAGGAUAAUAAGUUUUGAAUCAAGAAGAAAUCCCAACAAGAAGAAGACCCAGAUAGAGAGUGUGCCAAUUUUUGAUUACAGAAUUCCAGUCCAAUUUAGUUUAAAAAUUGAGGUACUGCAAGUAGAAGGUUUCAGGGAUAAUAGUACUACUACCAGUAGUACUGCACUGCACUUUGUUGAAGAAGGUAGUACUAGCAUUACUAGUAAAUACAUUGAGAUUUCAUUG
Messenger RNA from Pseudo-nitzschia multistriata, 4224 nucleotides. NCBI's taxonomy places the organism in Eukaryota, Bacillariophyta, Bacillariophyceae, Bacillariales, Bacillariaceae. The record is from the annotation of a GenBank genome assembly.